This is a messenger RNA of Oncorhynchus keta (chum salmon), 5157 nucleotides long. RefSeq names its product BTB/POZ domain-containing protein KCTD5-like. Bases 296 to 1102 code for a protein of 268 amino acids. Gene Ontology annotation, biological process: protein homooligomerization; proteasome-mediated ubiquitin-dependent protein catabolic process. NCBI's taxonomy places the organism in Eukaryota, Metazoa, Chordata, Actinopteri, Salmoniformes, Salmonidae. The transcript has 6 exons. Gene Ontology annotation, cellular component: cytoplasm; Cul3-RING ubiquitin ligase complex. Gene Ontology annotation, molecular function: cullin family protein binding. The record is from RefSeq and is a predicted model, not a curated record.
ACGUUACAACCCGGAAGGAUUGCCCUCUUCUGUUAACGUUUGAAUAAACAAGAAUGACCCAUUUGUUUUAGGAAAAGAUUGCAAGCGACGUGUCAAACAUAUAUAGUAUAUUUCAACUAAGUAAUAUCGAUGUCUUGUUUAGAGUAUUUAUGUGUGGAAAUUAUCGAAUGUGUGUAGCAACGCCCUAAUGCCAGCCACCUUGUUGGGGAAAAAGAGCCCCGUUGUGUUUACAAAUCGAUAAGCAUUAUUGUUACCCUGAAGUGUAAUAAUAGUGGUGUUUUUUGACGAAGAAAAUAUGGCCGAAUUGCAUGUUGUGGAGCAGAGUGUUACUGCCACAAUAGAACAAACCGAGCACCGAGAUGUCCGAGGCUCUGUUCGGCUGGCUGCUUCGCCCACUCUCAAGGUUUCACCGCGGAGUAGCUUGCCCACCAGUCCUGGGGUGUCGAGUACGAGUAGAGCGGUGUUUGGGUUCCCAAUGAAGAGCAACCUCAGUUCCCCAUCGGAGCAAGCCGAGAAGCCAGAAUCCCGCUGGGUUUGCCUAAAUGUCGGUGGAACCUAUUUUGUCACAACCAAACAGACAUUGUGCAGGGACCCCAAAUCGUUCCUGUACCGAUUGUGUCAAGAAGAUCCAGAUUUGGACUCUGACAAGGAUGAGACGGGUGCUUACCUAAUCGACAGGGACCCCACAUACUUUGGCCCCAUUCUGAAUUACCUGCGGCAUGGGAAAUUGAUCAUGGACAAGAACCUGGCAGAGGAAGGUGUCCUUGAGGAGGCGGAGUUCUACAAUAUUGCAUCACUAGUAAGGCUGAUCAAGGAGAGGAUACGGGACAACGAGAACAGGACAUCUCAGGGCCCAGUGAAGCAUGUGUACCGGGUGCUGCAGUGCCAAGAGGAGGAACUCACCCAGAUGGUGUCCACAAUGUCAGAUGGCUGGAAGUUUGAGCAGCUCAUAAGCAUCGGCUCGUCCUAUAACUAUGGCAACGAGGACCAGGCUGAAUUCCUGUGUGUGGUUUCCCGGGAGCUCAACAACUCCACUAACGGCAUUGUUAUCGAGCCCACUGAGAAGGCCAAGAUCCUCCAGGAGCGAGGUUCACGGAUGUAAAGAGACUCCCAGGCCUGAGCUCACCCUUCUCAGCUCAUGUGACAUUUCCUGACGUCUCCUGCACCACCUCAGCCAUGGUUCAUAUCUUUACCCCUUCCACCACCAGCCCCACUCUCCCUUUCACCUCCCCCUCCUCUGGGUGUGCCUUUCCACAGUGGGGGGGUCCCAUCCUCCUCGCCUACAGUGCUACAACAUAAUCCCAUUGCCAUUUCUUAUUCUCAGUUAUAUUCGUGUGAACAUUUUGAGGGAUUCUGAAGAGAUGACAAUAGAGUAUUUAUUAUUAAAUGUAAUACCUUUUGUCAUAAGUUUGAUUUUGAAGAUUCCGGUUUUGCCCCUGAUCAUAGCCCCCCAUCUUGUCCAUAGUACAUCCACACAGAGCUAAAUCAUUGUCACUGUCCUCAUUCAGGUGAUCACACAGCUAAUGGGGAGCUGUUUCCUUUUCUGUCUGGCUUUGUUGACUCGGUGGAAAUCUCCUCAGGACUUUCAAAGGACAAAAAAAGAAAGCCGAAAAAUCUACUGACUGUGACCUGCCCCCUUCUACAACCCUGAAGAUUCACCUAUGGGGUGAGAGGAUGCUGUAAGCAACAUAGCUCACCCUCUGACCUCCACUCCUAGUCCUUACAUCUCCACAGCUGGAGCGCUAAGGCAGUUCAUAGUUGCUUUGGGAGGCUGAAAGCCGAGAGGUGGGGCUAAGGACAGAGAAGUAAGUCACAGGAAUAUUCUACAGCCCUCAAAUUCAAAUCUGGACCUCAAAGCCAGUUCUACUGCUUUUUUUUUUUUCCUCUAAUCGUGGACUGAUUUUUAACCUGGGACACCAGGUGGGUGCAAUUAAUAAUCAGGUAGAACAGAAAGCCAGCAUCUCUCUUUUGGUCUUCUUGUGCAGUCAGUCCUGCUCUCACAGCAACUCUUGCCCAAUAAGACCAGACGAUAGUGGGGAGAUACAGACCCUUGUCUAACAGAGGCUCCACCCCACCAUAGUUCGUCAGUGACUUCCACUGCUGAGCAUCCAUCACACACAUUUUCUUUUUGGCUCGGGUCAAAGUCCUUUCUCACCAGGAGGGCACAUAUUUUCUUACAGCCAUACUAAGGAUGUUUCAGUGCAAAAGAAAACACACAACUUAAAAGACUAAACCACAGACACAUGUACACAAUUGUCAGGCAUGUGAGGAAUAUAAAUCUAUAUAUAAUGAAAUUAUAUGGAGAAAAAAAAUGAAUGCAAAUGAUGUAGUUAUUCAUUUCUGUUUCAUAGUUGUUGUAUUUGUGUAGUAUGGUGAGUUCUAUUCUGUUGAGUGAGGAAAUAUCACUCCUAAACCAAUUUUCCUGAGGUGUUUCCCCCAAUGACAAAGGUGUACGUUUGUGUAUGUAGUGCCUCUGCUAUUCAUCAAUGAUUGAAAUUAUGAUCAGCGACACAACUUCUAAGUAGAUUUUUUUUGUUACUUAUAACCCUUUCAAAUUAUCCUUCUCGCAGAUAUACUAUUAUGUUCUCUUGCAUAUCUUAGAAUUGUAAUCGGAGAUUAGAGACGGGGUUUUUGAAUAAGCUUUUAUUUGACAUCGAAAGAUGGUAUGUGUCCUAUACAGUGGUCUUGUGACCCUGUUGGACUUGUAUCCAUCUAUAUGAUGCCUCAAAGCCUAGGGCCCCUUUUCCCUCUGGCGUUGUUUCAUUUUCAUGCCAAAUGUCACUCGCUCUGCAUUUGCCUGUUGCACACCUUGGUGUACAUUCAGUUAACAGCUUUGCUUAACAUUUUGCAGUAUUUACUGUGUUAAUUCUAGAGUAUGCUGAAAGGAAUGUUUUAAAUGCAUACGUUUGGAUCUUUUUAUAGAGUAGACGUAACCACAGGAACAUUGGGUACUGAAAAUUCUGCAUGGAUUUGACUUCAGCUUUUUAUUUGUUACAUUGGGGGAAAAAAUAAGGAAAUUCUACCUUGUUUAUCACAGUGUCACAUCCCUCUGUGCCAACCAACAGUGAUGGGUACCUAGCUUGUCUGGAGUAUACCUCUUAUUAUUCACAUAUCAUUGUCCCAGGAGUAAAUCCUGCCAUUACCCCAUUUGUAAUACUUCUGAAAAGUUAAAUUUAUUCAGUCAAUCUGACUGUGUACUUAAAUGAAGUACCCCACAGGUAACCAAUAUCACAUAAUUUUUGUUUUACUGGCGUCACAAAAUCCAUUUUCCCGUGUAUAAUGAAUAUUUGGUGCAAUUAUGUUAUAUCAGCAUGAUUUAAGAAUGCGUUCGGCUUAAAACACACAAAUAAUUACCUGUGCUGUUGUCAUGCUCCAUGACUGUUUUAUCAGACUCUAGAGCUCUGACAAUGUUGCUGUGACUUUUAUUUCUCCUCUUGGAGUGGAUGUUGUGCAAUUCUACUACGAAACUGAGACAAAAGUGCAGUAGUGCACAGACUGUGCUGCUAGAAGAAUGCCUGACUGUCUGAUAGAGAGACACCUUCUCCUCUUUGGGCCUUUUUCAAAGCUCCCAGAGGUUGUUCUAUUUCCCUUUGUCGUGUCCAGUGUUGUGCCUUUGACCUGUGUUGUGCACAGUUGUCCCCCCGUGGUUUGAGGCUCGUAUCGGAAAUGAAAAGCUACAAGACCCAGAGGGACUCGCGUUGUGUGGUCCUCGGUUGGUUCAAUCUUCCAUUAUUAGUCAGUGAGAGGAAAAAGCCCCCUGGAAUAGACCUUUACGAGUCUAUUCUGUCAUCAAGACUAAGGCCUGUUUGUUCAUGUAUAAUGCAGAUUAUCAAACUUAACUCCUUAUCUUUUAAUGCCAAUACUUUUGAACCAAGCCUCCCGUAUUGACCCCUGUAGCUCCUGAACCUUUGCCUGUGUUUGUCGCUGCAUUCUUCCGGUGUCCUUUCCUGAAAUGUGUGUAGACUGUAGGUGUGGUUGGCUUUGUAAGUUUAUCCCACAACCGAGGCAGAGAAAAGGAGACCGUAGUUGUAAUCAAAGCAGUGCCCCAGUAUAUCUUAGUAAAAACCAGCAGUGCUCUUUUCUUUUGGAAAAACGGCGACUGCAUAAGCCACGUUUAUUUGGCUUUCUCUCUUGAAUUGCAUGUUUAAGGCAAUUUAUGCUGAUUAUUUUGAUGCCAUGAUAACUAUACUGACAGUUGUUUUACUGUAUUGUUUGCAUUCACUUUUGAAGCACUUAUUUUUACAUUCAGUGAACCCAAAUGUCUCCCUUUGACAUUUAUUUGUUUUGUUUAUACUUGCAGAUUGAUUCAUCCGAUUUUGGGAACUUUUUAUUCGGAUAAAAACGAUCAUUGCAAAAAAAUAAAGUGUUCCCCCAUCACUGUACUAUUCAGAUAUUUGUGCAAUUUUAACAAAUCUGCAAAAAAAUACUCUCAUUCUGGCACGUAAAAACAUGAGAGCAUGCAUUGUACUAGAGAUUGUUUUGUACUGGAAUUUGUCUGACCUCUGUGUUAGUGCAAGUGUAUUUGGUGCAUGGUUGGAGAGCAGAGGGAAGGCAUGGCUCUGUGUUAGGUGUAGAUUUUUUUGUGUGGAACAGUGGGUCUGCAACUAGAAGUAUUCUCUAAUCAUGCUUUGUUUUUAUGUUGUUUUUGUAUCCUGUCAUGUCAAUUUAACAGUAGGCCUAGGUAAAAAAAAAAAAAAAAAAGAACUAGCUUAAAGUUAACCUCAAAUUAACAUACACUCCUUGUCAAAUGAAAACUGAACAAAACUGCAUACCCCAACCUUGGAUUUAGUAUCAACUCAAACUAAAACUCCACAUGCAAAAUGAAAAGGAUCAUUUGAAUCCUGGCUCAUUCUGCCAUAGUUAAUCUGUAACACCUGCAUGCAUUUAUAAACAUACACACAUACACAUUUAGACGUACUGAAAAUGUCAACUAUUAAAAGUUAUUUUAAGUGUAUUAAUUUAUCAACAGUAUUAAUGUCAAAUGUGAUUAUUGUCAAUGGAGACUGUGGAGAACGAAACAACUUUUUGUCUGAUGUCCUUUUUGCUUUUAUUUAUUUUAUAUUUUGGAAUUUUGUCUACCAAUGCAGUUUCUUUAAAUGUAACAUUUUUAACAAAAUCCAGUCUGGUUUUUAAUCAUAAAAUGUGUCUGUUUUAAAA